This is a messenger RNA of Lytechinus variegatus (green sea urchin), 3325 nucleotides long. RefSeq names its product muscarinic acetylcholine receptor M5-like. Gene Ontology annotation, biological process: adenylate cyclase-activating adrenergic receptor signaling pathway. The transcript has a single exon. The coding region runs from base 609 to 1874 and encodes 421 amino acids. Lineage: Eukaryota; Metazoa; Echinodermata; Echinoidea; Temnopleuroida; Toxopneustidae. Gene Ontology annotation, cellular component: membrane. Gene Ontology annotation, molecular function: G protein-coupled receptor activity. The record is from RefSeq and is a predicted model, not a curated record.
AUGCCUCGGCAAAUAUUCUUCAUUCGACUUCUUUCCACGGUAGCAUGAACACUGUAGCUGUAUGGCGUUACCUUCCACGUUUACGGCUUCAAAGUCUAACCAUCCACUAUACAGUCGUCAUUUAAGUGCAUUAUUUAAAAAAAACAAUUUACUGCCUCUUUGUGGACGAUCACUAAACCAUUUUGAAGUAACGUUCAUCGCGUCUUAACAGUUUUAACAUUAUAGGCCUACAUCUUUUGGAUAAAGUACUAAAUAAAUAUAAGUGACUGACCAUCUCGGUGCUUGUAAGUUUGAUGCGAAUCACAAAUUUUCCUUGCAUUACACAUUGCUCGGAUAUGUCAAGAGUCAAGGAAAAUAUUAUGAUGUUGAGGUGAGUGAACAACUACCUACCUGGUAUUUAAAAACAGUAUUUUUAAAAUCUUUAUUCAUUUCCAUGAAGUUUGAAAUAGCGACAGCAUAGGAACGCAUUAUAGGCAGAUAGGGGAAAUAAGCUCGGAGAAGGCAAUGCCCACUCGUGACUUUAUAUUCUUAUGUGAUUCCUGCAUCCAACCGAUUCUGAACCUUAUUUAGUUGUCAUAAUGUUAAAGGAAUGAAACUGAUUAUAUGACAUGAAGGUGAUAACUGAAAGUAUGGAUGUGAAAAGUGAAGGAUCGUUAAACGUGAACACCAAUCAAUCUACUCUCCUAGAGGAUGACUACGACUCCGGACCCAUUCUUGAUCGAAUACCACUAAUAUGGGGUUAUAGUUUGGUUAUUAUUAUCACUAUCGUAGGUAAUCUGCUAGUGAUCUUAGCCUACUGCCGCCAUUCUCAGGUACGUGCCGUCCCAACCAAUACACUCAUCUUCAGUCUAUCAAUAUCCGACUUCCUAAUUGGUGUCAUGGUAUUGACCAUCAAUCUGCAUUGGGUAGCCGAAGACUCCUGGAUGUUUGGUGAGGUUGUUUGCAGACUUUGGUCAAUUCUUGAUUACACUGUAAGCUAUAUGUCAACGAUGACAAUCAUGCUAAUAAGUCUUGAUCGUUUUUUAUUAAUGUAUCAGAAGACUCGAUACCGUACAGUGUGGACUCGUAAGAGAGUCACCAUCAUCACCCUGGUAUGCUGGGCAUUUAGCAUCACCGUCUAUGUCUGCAUCGCAUUUGCAAUGACAGAUGCAAACCUAGUGGAUUUCCAAGAUGAAUGCGAACUAGAAAUUGUGUACUUAUUGCCUUUUACAAUCGGUAUUCUUAUUUUCGAGUUUGGAAUUCCACUACCAAUCAUCGUAUUAUUGAAUAUAUCUGUAUAUUAUCAGAUUCAUCAGCGAUCACAGAAUCUGCGAAGGUACAAAUCCAACCUUGGUCUGCCUUCAACCGAUCCACGCAAUGAUCAAUCCCAUAGUCAGAUGCAAGGUAUGUCACAUGCAGCAGAUCAUUCUGAUCUUCCUUCUGUAUCCAAUGUACACACAGAUCGAUGGGUAAAACCUUUGGUAGAAGUCUUAGGCAGUAGCAGGAAUCAGUCCCGUCCACUCCCUGAAGUUAAUGGUCCUUCGGGUUCUGGUCUCCAGACGAACCACAAUCCAGGGACUCAACGUAUAGCGACAUAUCGCCGUCACAAGCGUUUAUUCGCCAGGCACAAGAAAGCUGCUUUGACGUUGUCCAUAUUGGUAGGGACGUUUCUUGCGUGCUGGCUUCCAUACGAGAUAGUGAGCAUCCUACAGGCGAUGUGCGGCGAGGAUGAUUGCUUCUCUGAGACAACAUGGGAGGUGGUAAAUGGUCUACUGUGGGGUAACUCUGCACUCAAUCCUAUCCUCUAUGGCCUUACUAACCCAACAUUGAGACGGAAUAUGAUUAACUUUGGAUGUCAACAACGCUGCCGCCGUCCGAGGGUUGGACCCUCAUGAAGAAUACAAAAAAGACUCUACCAAUCACUGUGAUGGUAUUCUGCACACUUGGACCGUUUUGGUUGUGAAACUAUAUUUUAUUGUAUUUUGAAGACAUUCUUCAUCUGCACGUCAACAUCUCUGCUAUGUCUUGAGUUUCAUCCAUUUAUCAAUUUCGAUUUAAAUGUUUCUAGGUUGCUACAGCUACAUUAUUACUUAGUGGCCUAUCAUGGUCAUGUGUCCCCCUCUUUACUAGUUUAUCGAAGAUGGUCUGGGUGCAAGAAAAAAAACCAAUGUAACAGAUAGAACUACCAGAGAUAUAGAUACCAGAGGUAAAAUGUGUAAAACAUUAAAUUGGUAAACAUGGCAACAACAAAAAAUUGCCGAGGUAAAUUGGUAGAGGUGAAAGACCAUACUUUUCCUCUGUCAUUUCUUCCUCAUUUUUCCUCUGAUAUUUCCAACCAAACUUAGAAGAGCAUUGUGUGCUCUGCUUGGUGGUUUUAGUUUGAUAAUAACCAGCAACAAUGAUGAAAAUGAUGAUAAAGAUAACAACGAUUAAUAUUAUGGUAAGCAACUUAUAAAGAUAAAGAUACUUAGUGAUGGUAAAGAAUCGGAACACAAAGUGGUAUUGUAAUACCUCGUUCCAAUUGUCGGGUGAUCCUUUACGACCGCCACGAUUGGACUUUCGUAAUUGAUCACUAAAAUUGUUGAACCAUUCAGAACAUUUCUACGAUCUACAUGAUUACCACGGCUGAUUUGAUAUGAUCCGAUAAGAUCACUACAUUACUCCACGAUCAAGUACGUCGUUUGAAGGGUGGCGCAAUUCGUGGCAGUUGGUAUAAACGAUGUCCAUUCUUGAAAUAAGCAAGCGCGCCAAAUAUUGUAUGAAGUCUGACGGAUAACUACACAUUUUGUAUUUAACAAAAAUUCCAGUAAGCUUUUUAUUGUAUUAUUUUGUUUUAAAACACAUUUUCUGUAAAAAUCUAAAGUGUAUUACAUGUUAUGAUUUUAUUAGUAAAACACGUAUCUAUCAUUACGACACUAUCCCCAUUCAUUAUGAACUUUGCAUGUAUAUCACUUUGGUUGACAGCAAAUCACAUGUAAAUGGUUUUGUAAAUAGCAACCAUGCACAUUACACCGAUUAUAUUAUCAGUUUCUACAGACUCAUUUUUUUAAAUAGUCAACUAAUUUUGCUUUCGUUAAAUCGUAACCAUGGCAACGAGGAAUUACAAAAACAUACCGAAUAGAUCCCCAGCACACACUGUCAAAAGGAACGUGUUUGACUAUGCAUUGCAAUUAAUUCACAUUAAAUAUAUAGCUUAAAUUUGAUUAUUACCCUUAUCAGACAUCUGAGCUGGGCUCCGUAACAUGAAGAAUAGCGAUCAAUCGCUAAAUGAACUGAUCAAUCCAUAUCAAUGUUUCACGCGCAUUUGGUUUAAAAUGCUGUUCAGGGACCAAUCAGUGCGGUUCUU